Sclerotinia trifoliorum is the source of this 508-nucleotide messenger RNA. Lineage: Eukaryota; Fungi; Ascomycota; Leotiomycetes; Helotiales; Sclerotiniaceae. The record is from the annotation of a GenBank genome assembly.
UUGGUUGUGUUGUGAUUUUUAAAGCGAUUUUGCGAUUUUGAUUAGGGGAUCACUAGCCUGGAACUCAAGUGAGUCCUUGCUCUAAACGAAAUCAGUAGUAGCAGCAGCGAGUCAAACCUCCACUCUGCGAAGGGUCAUACGCUAUCUGUUGAAGGCUUACCAUCUUCGCACCCAAAAUCAAUGCUCCCGCAAGAGACCUGCUUCACGACUCAUCUACGUGAAACAGUCUGUGCUCAUUUGAAGUUGACAGAACCGACAGGACCGAAUUCUCAACCCACAAACGAAGUAAUGCAGGAUGACGAUUAUUUUGCUCUUAACGACGAUGACGAGACACUCCCUACUUCGGCUUUUCAAUCGAGCCAUACUACCCCGGCACUUACUGUGGAUCGAGACUGCGAUGCACAACAGGUGAUUAAACACCCAAACAACUCGGCGAACGCAGAUACAGAGAGCAUAUUGGAGGGUGGGCAACCCAGGCCGAUCACGUGAUGAUAUCCCGAAGGAUAAA